Messenger RNA from Amphibalanus amphitrite, 2993 nucleotides. RefSeq names its product cyclin-I-like. The transcript is spliced from 6 exons. The record is from RefSeq and is a predicted model, not a curated record. Gene Ontology annotation, cellular component: nucleus; cytoplasm; cyclin-dependent protein kinase holoenzyme complex. Gene Ontology annotation, biological process: mitotic cell cycle phase transition; regulation of cyclin-dependent protein serine/threonine kinase activity. The coding region runs from base 846 to 2000 and encodes 384 amino acids. Gene Ontology annotation, molecular function: cyclin-dependent protein serine/threonine kinase regulator activity. Lineage: Eukaryota; Metazoa; Arthropoda; Thecostraca; Balanomorpha; Balanidae.
UUUCUGCUUUUGCGAACUUUUUAGAAUUGCCUUGAUUAUGAGGUUUCUUCUUUUGAAAAUAUUUAUUUUUAAUUAAAUUCACAUAUAAAAUAUUUAAUUCGAACAUGUACGCUAAUUUCUUAUAAAUGAUCAAGCUUCUUUAGGCUGAGUUGCAAAGAAAACACGAACGGCUCGAAUAAACAGAAGCAUUCGCGCUGACAAAUAGUUUCAAAUCUGUCAUUCUAAUUUUGAAUAUUAAUGACAAAUAUGUAAUGAAAUUGCAAAAUAACAACGUGAAAUUAAUUACAAAAUUCAAAUUGCUCCAAUAUAUAUUUUUAUUGCCUUAGUAAUACGAUUCGUGUAUGAGCACUAAUUGUGAAAACCAAAACAAACGGACAGCAGAAUCUACUUGCAGUUUCAUUGUCCGGAGCGGAGGAGGUUGCCGUGUUUCAUUCGCUGCUCGAGUUGGGAUUUUUACUUUGUUUAUCUAGUGCCGAUUAAGGCAUUAGUUGUCUGCAGAGCGUCUGUGAUAGUUAUCAGUGUAUUCAAGCUCUCAUGUUGUUUGAAGACGACCCAAGGGACCCAGUGCCCGUACAAGAACCAAGCCCCCUCCACCAAGAAGUGGGAGGGCACCACAACCAGGAACGAUUGCUUAGGUUCCAUCACCUUGCAAUAAUUGGUUGCCUGGCACCAGAAUUUCUUUACAUUCGAACAUUUUAAGUUGUUUACCAUGUAUGUCAUUCUCACGAAGGAUGGCAGCAUUGUCUUGGUGUGAUCUCAUCUCAAUCUUCAGAACCAUGGACUCAUACGAGCUAUGCUGAAUUCAUAAGUGCUCUGAGACCAGGCUGCUAUAUCCGAGAGUGACCAUGGCUGACCAAGGCAGGACGAUGGGCAGCGGACAGCAGAAGGUGCUGCAGCUUCUCUGUGAUGACCUGAAGAAGGAGAAGGAACAGUGGAAGGUGCAGAACUAUGCCAAACAGCCAGAUGCGGGUGACGUCGGACUGCAGGAGCGCCAGGCGGCCGUUCUCUGGAUGGAGCGCCAGUGCUACCGGUUCCGUUUCCACGCCGAUACCCUCUGCCUGUCCGUGGCCGUGCUGGACGCGUUCCUCGGACAGGUCAAAAUCAAGGCCAAGUACAUCACGUGUCUGGCGCUGACCUGUCUCUACCUGGCGGCCAAACUCUGCGAGGAGGACGAGAUCGUGCCUGCUAUCACAUACGUGGUGGAGCGCACUCGUCCGGGCUGCUCGGUGGCCGACGUGCUGCGUCUGGAGCGGCUGGUGCUGGACAAGCUCGGCUGGCAGCUGCGCCUGGUGACUCCGCUCAGCUUCCUGCACAGCCUGCACUGCCUGCUGGUGGGCGCGUGCCCCGGUCUGCUGGCGGACCGGCCGCAGCGCCUCUCGCCGCACCGGCAGCUGAUCGGUCUGACGGAGCGGCUGCUGGAGCUGGUCACCGACGGCAGGUCGCUGGGCGUGCCGCCCGCCUGCCUGGCCGCCGCGCUCAUCUGCUGUGAGCUGCAGCGCUGCGGCGUGGAGACGGCGCCCUUCGUCCAGGCCGCCCAGCGCCUCAUCAAGCGCACCCCUCAGGAACUGUCGGCCGCCUGUAACUGCGUGCGCGCCAUCCUGGGCGCCGGUGGCGACUCUGUGCUGGUGCCGCGGCCGCCGGCCGGCGCCGCCAAGCGGCCCCGCGCGCGCGGCGACUCACGCAGCUUCUCCCGUCCUGCCAAACGCAAGCUGGUGGCCUCAGAAGUGGAGGCAGCGGACGACAUUGUGGGCGACAUCAGGAACCUGUAUGCCGGAGAGGAUGAGGCUGUGACCCCGGCGGUGGCGGCGGUGGCGCGCCGCCCGGCCGGAACCCACGCUCCUGAGAGCCCUGAGUUCCCGGAGCUGGCCAAACAUGCUGUGUCCGCGGAGAGCCCCCUGACGCAGGCCUGCGGUCUGCUGAGCCAGGCGUCUCGGCUCAGCUACGCCGAGGUGCUGCGCCGCCACCUGCCCAGCCCCGCCGUCACCGCCGGCGGCAUCUAACACUGCCAUGGGGAGCGCACCUCGCCGCCGCACCGGCCCCUUCCCCGGCCGGCCCGGAGAGCCUGCCAGACAGCGCCGCGCGCCGCAUUUGUUCAUAUUGGGGAGAGCGGGCGGGACUGACAAGUGUUUGUAAAUGAGCGAUACGCCAAGAAUGGCGUAUCUCCCACCUCACGUUCUAACAUGUGUUGAUGAGAUGUGCAACAAAGAUAAAUCGCGAUUGUAGUCAUUGUAGUAGAUUUUAAAUAAUUGUUUUUAAUUUUCAAUGUUUUAUCUUACCGUCGCCGCACAGCUUUCAGCGGACGGGUCACUAGACAUAUAUUCAUCACCUAUUUAGUUGUUAGCUCAGAGUCUAUCGUGUCGACGAAUCUCGCCGGACGCCAGGCAGCCCGCGCGCCGCCGCCCCUGCCUAGAGCGGCAUUACUUGGGCCCGUCGGCGCCACGAGGUGGCCGUCGACGGGCCGGCUGGCAUUCGGAGCCGACCUCCGGCUGAGGUCACGGGUCACGCCGUCCGCUGUGCGCGGCGGCCUCGCGCCGGCUGCGACUUGUACCAAGUCACCGACUGUCUUUCUGGUCACCUUCACACGAUGAGCGCGCGGCGCGAGAGAGCGAGUGCGCGCGUGUCAUCGGUCGUCUGUGACGGCCCUCAUACCUCCCAGUACAACCCGCCGGCGGCCGGCCGGUCCGGUUCGGUCCGGCCCGGGUCGCCGCGGCGGCUGCGAGCCCAUUGAGAUCGUAGAGUAGAUCCCUGAGCGCGGCGACGACUGCCGAGAGACGUGUCCUCCAAGCGAGAGGCCAAUACUGGGCGUUCGCCAUGCGACGCCAAUACAAAACGUGAGACGAGAGAGAGCGCAACUUGGCGCCGGAGUGAGAGAUCACGAAAGAGGGAGAGACGUGAGAUGUGUAUGUAUAAGAGUGCGGGCAAACCGCUUCACUUGAGCCAGUAUAUGCAUGCCUGCCUACCGCUUAUGCCAGAUAAUAUAAGGUAUGAUCGCG